This is a messenger RNA of Cooperia oncophora, 1455 nucleotides long. Lineage: Eukaryota; Metazoa; Nematoda; Chromadorea; Rhabditida; Trichostrongylidae. The record is from the annotation of a GenBank genome assembly.
AUGCAUGCAACGUUGGCUGGAGAACCGAACAUCGUGUGCAUGCGUUGCCGAACAUUCAAGAGGAAGCUGUUGAAGGAGCAGAUCAGUAACUAUGUCGACAUACCUGAAAUGACUCCUAUUGAUCCCUCAAUUCGAUCAAAUAUGAGCCGUGUGAAUCUGAUUACUGCUAGUGAGCUACAGACAAAAGGAACGCAACUGGGAGCUGGCGCAUUCGGAGUCGUCUACGCUGGAUUCUGGUUCCCGAAGGCUAAAGGAAAGAUAAAAGUACCUGUAGCGAUCAAACUUGUCAAAGGCACCUGCACUGGAAAAGAGGAGACUGAAAUGCUGAAUGAAGCCAUGCAGAUGUCCUCACUUCGGCAUGAACAUCUUCUUCGUCUGGUAGGAAUCUGUCUACACGAAGAGGGAAUACAACUGGUUACCCUUCUACGUCCUCUUGGAAAUCUUCUGAACUUCUUGAAGAAGCACAAGGCCCAUUUGUGUGGCAAGGAUCUUCUACUCUACUGCUACCAGAUAUCAUCGGCUAUGAAAUACCUGUACGAACAUCGUAUCAUUCAUCGCGAUCUUGCCGCUCGAAACGUUCUGGUAAAACGUCACAACCACGUAGAAGUGACUGAUUUUGGCCUAGCAAAACUUCUCGAUUAUGGUCAGGAGAAAGUGAAGGUCAUGGAAGGAAAGGUCGCGAUAAAAUGGUUAGCGUUGGAGUCGCUAAGGGAUCAGAGCUAUACGCAUCGCACUGAUGUCUGGGCGUAUGGUGUUACCUGCUGGGAGAUCUUAACGUUUGGUCAGAGCCCCUAUCAAGGUAUGGAUAUUUGUGCUAUAAAGAAUUUCCUCAAAGAAGGAAACCGUCUGUCGCAGCCCAGCAACUGUUCUUCGGAACUCUACCAAGUCUUGCUACAGCUGGAUGGCGAAUGCUCGGAGUCUAGACGUCGGUUGACAGCGAUCUCACAAUGCUCCAUGAUCGAAUCUCAAAGAGAUCUGCUGAGGGAACUGUUGAAUGAUACGGAAAAUGACUUCACGGAUCCGUUGAAUUACUUCGAGACCUGUGAAAAUCCGGAUACGCCCACUGGCGACUUUGAAGGGUCGUUCGACGCUCGCAGCUUACGAAGGCUCAAGUCGACACAGUUCAGCAACGUUAGUCAAAACAGAUCGCUACAAAUCAAUCCAAUCAUUCGUCCAUCAGAAGUUGGCAUGGACGAUGGAAAUUAUUUGAUUCCUAACGCUAAACUAUUGAAUGAACACGCCACGAUGUACACUCCAGUAGUAGUGAAUGAAAGUGGUGCCACUGAGCUGGUGAGAUUAGUCAUGAUUAUGUACAUGAAUCAAAAGCCAAGUCCGACUACUACAACGACGUUGUUGGAAGUAAACCAGGAGAUCAUCUUCUGGAAAUCAGAGAAGAACCAUCUGAAGAUACCGAGGAGAGCUGUUUGUGAUGUGUGUGGGAUGAUUAUCUAUUGA